AGACCAAUCGUCCAUUACUAUCACAUUAAUUCAAUGCACACCUAACACAUCCAUCUGCUUUGAUUGAAAUAAAAGAGAUAAGAUUUCUUCACUGUCGAAGUCUUUAAUGGUUUUCUUUGUACUUUUCCAGCACCAAUGGAAGUUACUGUAGGAGUUCCUCUGCCCAUUCUUCUCCUAAUCAGUCUCAUUCCGGUAACCCAUUCGAAAUCCACCAUUGAACCCUGCAACUCUUCUGAUUCAUGCGUCUCUCUUCUCUAUUACAUCCUACCUUACGACUCAAAGCUCUCCGAGAUAGCCUACCGCUUUGGAGUGAACCCCUUUGAUAUCUUAGGUGCUAACUCCAUUAGCCCCAAAACUCUAGGUGACGAAAUUUUCAAGGCCGAAUCCGUUGUCAAAGUCCCUAUUCCAUGCUCAUGUGUGGAUGGAAUCCGAAGGUGCAUGCCGCCAACUUACACUGUCCGCCCAGCUGACACAGCUGCUUCAAUAUCAGAAGGUUUUGGUGGGUUUGUUAGUGCAGAACAGAUUAGGAGCAGGAAUGGAAUUAAUGCCACGAAUCCUUUAACAAGUGGGCAGAGCCUUGUGAUUCCAUUGCCAUGCACAUGUUUUGGCAAUGUUAGCAAUGGGAUCCCUGCAGUCUACAUGUCGUACGUGGUAAAAAGUGGAGAGAGUUUGUCUAGUAUUGCAUCAGAAUUUGGCACCACUGCCAUGGAGUUGGAGGCUGUCAAUGGGCUUGGACAAGCAGUGGUUAAUUCUGGAGAUGUUCUCUUUAUUCCAAUUUCAGCUUGUUCAUCUGCUAACUUGAAGUGGUAUAACGAGAGCUUAAUAGUUGCAAAGGGUUCCUUUGCUUUGACUGCCAGUAACUGCAUCAAAUGUGUUUGUGGAACCGAGGAUCUCAAUUUGAGAUGUUGGCCAUCUGGUAUUGCACCUUCAUGCUUUCAAUUGCAGUGCAAGGACUCUGAUCUUUUCAUAGGCGACUCUGUUGUGAACAAUACCCCAUUUGGUUGCAAAGUUACUACUUGCAUCUAUCGCGGUCAUAAUGGAGGCAAAAUUUAUAGAAGUUUAGCUUAUUCUUGGCAGGCUCCUUGCCCAGGUAAUCAAUGUUACAACAUGGCAUCACCAAGUCCAGCCCCAUCUCCAUUCGUUCUUACAAUAUCUCCAUCUCCAUCACCCUCCCCACCGUCUAAUCCAACUGCUGGGACCAUUGCCCCUAAUUCUAAUACUACAAUCAAACAAAACUUCAACUUGUCUAGCCAAGGAACAUUAUUAUUGCUAACUCAUGGAGCUUUCUUCUACACUUUGCUGCCCUUGGGGUUGGGGCUAGAACUUUCAUUUUUCUUGUGAUUCUUGGCAUUUAUUUUUUUAUUUAUUUUUGCUAAUUAGUGUAAUCUUUCUUUUAAACUUUUUUAUGGUUUUUUUGAAUAUAUUUAGCGGAAUAAUCUUGAUAAUUUUGUCCCAACAAGAUAUUGACAAUCAUAGGAAAGCAACGUGUUCGAGUUUUAA
Molecule: messenger RNA, 1500 nt
Organism: Theobroma cacao (cacao)
Lineage: Eukaryota; Viridiplantae; Streptophyta; Magnoliopsida; Malvales; Malvaceae
Product: lysM domain-containing GPI-anchored protein 1-like
Source: RefSeq, a predicted model, not a curated record